Boleophthalmus pectinirostris (great blue-spotted mudskipper) is the source of this 3830-nucleotide messenger RNA. RefSeq names its product p21 protein (Cdc42/Rac)-activated kinase 4 (gene pak4). Bases 169 to 2079 code for a protein of 636 amino acids. The transcript is spliced from 11 exons. Lineage: Eukaryota; Metazoa; Chordata; Actinopteri; Gobiiformes; Gobiidae. Gene Ontology annotation, biological process: protein phosphorylation. The record is from RefSeq and is a predicted model, not a curated record. Gene Ontology annotation, molecular function: ATP binding; protein serine/threonine kinase activity.
UCAACAUGGCGUCGCUAAAGUAAUACUUGGGCUAAUGUCACACAGUUUGGUUAAAGUUUACUUGCUUCUCGGACGCGAAACAAAGCAAGGAUCGUUACGUCUUAGUGGAAGCUUAAAGUUCAGUUGUGUUUUUUCGGGUCUGAUGCUGGACUGCUAUCAAAUGCAGUCAUGUUUUCCAAGAAGAAGAAGACCCGGAUUGACAUCUCUGCUCCAUCUAACUUUGAGCACCGCGUGCACACAGACUUCGACCAGCAGGAACAGAAGUUUGUGGGGCUGCCACGCCAGUGGCAGUCCCUCAUCGAAGACACAGCCAAACGCCCCAAGCCCUUCAUAGAUGCAACAGUCAUCACUACUGUGGAACCACACAAAACCAUAGUUCGAGGCAGUAAGAUUGGCGCAGACGGCUCUCUAACAUGGCUAUUAGAUGAGUUGUCCAUAACACGCUCCAAUUCUCUGAGGCGAGGAAGCCCACCUAUCCACCCGCGUAGGAACUUCCCUGAACAGCAGGAGAACGGAGAGCAUCUCUACAGACACUACGCCCACCCAGGAGACAGAGAGGGACCAAGAGCCAAACCAGAGCAUGCAGUCCCACCUGAAAAAGUCCAGAGGCGCCCUCAACAGCAGCCCAGGGGCCAAGAGCCUAGUAGGGGCCACAAGAACAGACCAGGCACUGGGCCUCCGCCUGUCCCACACAGAGACAGAGAACAUCGGGAGCACAGCCAGGAACAGAUGGUGCAUAAGAAUCAGCCCAGUGAACACAGACCCCAGUCCAGCUACAUAGGUUCUGAAGACAGCCCACAGUCUCCGCGAGACAAAAGACCCCUGUCUGGCCCCAACAUCCGCACCUCAAACUUGCCUAUGACAGAGGGCGAUCUGAAGACUGCCCAGCAGAACACACGGCCCUUUAACACCUACCCACGUGCAGACAGCGAGGGUAGCCGCAGUACCACAGGCCCGCCUGUUCGGAAGCAGGAGAGUUCCCCUCACAGCAGCCCCCCCACAGGACCCAGCGAUGUUUCACCUAAGCCCUCGUUAACCCACACUCACCACACCUCCCACCCCACUCUCACCCCAGAGGCACCUCAGCAGCACCCGCACACUCCUCACCCCAACAUUCCAGCACCCAGGCCCCCAGUGCAGUCUGGGGCCUCAGGGGCCCCUCCCCAGGCCCGCUCCCCUCAGAGAGAGCCCCAGAGGGUGUCCCAUGAGCAGUUCAGAGCUGCUCUUCAGAUGGUAGUGGACCCUGGCGAUCCGCGCACGUACCUGGACCACUAUAUCAAAAUUGGGGAGGGCUCCACAGGCAUUGUGUGCAUUGCCACAGUGAAAACCACUGGGAAACUUGUAGCUGUAAAAAAGAUGGACCUGAGAAAACAACAGAGGAGAGAGCUGCUCUUUAAUGAGGUGGUGAUCAUGCGGGACUAUCAUCAUGACAACGUGGUGGAGAUGUACAACAGCUACCUGGUGGGAGAUGAGCUGUGGGUGGUCAUGGAGUUCCUGGAGGGAGGAGCACUUACAGACAUUGUGACACACACUAGAAUGAACGAGGAGCAGAUAGCCACAGUGUGUGUGUCUGUGCUCAAGGCCCUGUCUGUGUUGCACACUCAGGGAGUCAUCCACCGCGACAUCAAGAGUGACUCCAUCCUGCUCACCCAUGACGGACGGGUGAAGCUGUCAGAUUUCGGCUUCUGUGCUCAGGUCUCUAAAGAGGUGCAGAGGAGGAAGUCUCUGGUGGGGACCCCGUACUGGAUGGCCCCAGAGCUCAUCUCACGGCUGCCUUACGGUCCUGAGGUGGACAUCUGGUCUUUGGGCAUCAUGGUCAUUGAGAUGGUGGACGGAGAGCCGCCGUACUUUAAUGAGCCGCCCUUGAAAGCCAUGAAGAUGAUCCGGGACAACCUACCCCCAAAACUCAAGAACCUGCACAAGGUCUCCCCCCUCCUGAAGGGCUUCUUGGACAGGAUGCUGGUGCGAGACCCCGCACAGAGGGCUACAGCCAGUGAACUCCUCAAACACCCUUUUCUGUCCAAGGCUGGGCCCCCCUCCUGCAUCGUACCCCUCAUGAGACAGAACCGAAUCAAGUGAACUGUGUGCUCCCACUGUAGAGCCACUUUAACCUGUGUGCAGUCCUGACCUGGCAAUAAGGUGUGUGAGUGUGUGUAUGUGUUCGGGUGUGUGUGCGCGUGUGUGUGCACAGGAGAGCGAGAGAGAGUUUUUUAUCUUUCACUUUAGUUUAACCCCCCCCCCCGUGAACACUGAGAAGAUCACAGAGUAACCACAUACUCUUUUAGCCUUUAUUUUUUAAUUUUGCCAGUAUGAAGCAUCUGAUGUAACGUUUGACACUGUCCUCAUCUCACCCCAACCACUUCCAUGAGUGACUACUGAGCGUGGGAGGCUUCAGACUCUGGCUUCUCUGUGGUCAAAUGAACGCUACUCACUGUUGGACAUACCAGACACUACAGCAGGAAAACACUGGAGAUUUCAACAUAAAUUGUACUUAAAGUUGUUUUAGAGAGCAGGUCUAACAUGUCAUUGGGCCAAACAUGGAAGUCUUAGUGUUGGAUUUAUCAGUGUUGGCUAAGGCGUUGCAGACGGGGCACCAGCAUGAUACUUCCUCAAACACUCUGACCUGUUCUCAUCCCUGUAUUACAUUUCACUGUGGCCCCACUGCACAGCCUGUUCAGGUGAGAGAUGUCUUUUGUAUGUGGUAUUUUCUGAUCAUGAUGUUUUAGGUUGAGAUGUGAAACCCUUUGAAGCACUGUUAGUGGAGAUGAAGCUGCACACUCCUGCUGCCUUUAGCUCCUCGCAUGUUUUUGGUAGUACAUGUGGUGGCCAUCUGGUGGAACUGUGGCAUACCCCAGCCUAUGUAAACCCCCUAAAGUCUACAAGGGCUACUUCCAAAGUGUUGAAGAAGCACCAGAACCCACUGAGCAUGUCUGAAGACAUGCUUGUGUACUGAUGUCAUGCACAAACUGAGCUGUCCACACAAGGACCCAGCUUGGCAUAGGUUUGUGGUACUAAGCAGGCAGAGAACAUGCCGGACAAUCAGUGAUAGCUCUAAUCUCUGAUGUACAUUAGGCAGUGAGCACAUGUUAGAAGCUCAAAGAGCUUUUUAGAGAACUCUAAACAACCCCAAGUGACAGUAGAGCUCCUCUUAAACAGUUCUAUGCUCCUCUAUGAGUGAUUUUACUGCUCUUUUAAAUGGUGAGUUUCAGAUGACAUUACAGCAUUCUAUAGAGCAAUGUUAAUUAAUACAGAUGGGGGCAGUUAAAAUUCUUAUUAUUAAAAUGCAGAUUUUUGUUGCCAUGCAGUGAAUUCUUGUGGCUCGACACUAAUAGAAAUGUUCAGGUUCAACAUUUGUGAAUUUACCUUUUGUAUAUUUCUUGGUAAAGUACAAUGUUAUCUAUAGGAAAAACUGGCUCUUUCCCCCCACCUAGGAGUAUAACAUCAUCACAUUUGAUUGGUAAUCUGAAAACUACCAAUACUUGUGCUUCUCCUACUCUAGAAAGAGGCACAGUGUGCAACAGAUGCCAGACUUGGUAUGCUGUCUAAAGCUGAAUGACGUGUACAGGUUUGGGGAGCCACUGAUGGCAGCAAACUCCUGCUUCUGUGAAGUGGAGCACAUCGUGGCCCAACUACGUUUGAACACCGUUCUUUUAGAUUGUGGUGCAUAAUCGGCCCACUGGACACUACAUGGCUACAUCACUACAUUCCUGAACUCUGCUGCUCAAGCUAGAAGCAACAAGAAGUGGCUGUGGAAACUGUGGCUGCAACAUGUUUUUUAUUUCACAAAUUUGACAAAUGUUACUUUUUGCAAAUACAUAUUUUGUAAAGUU